AUGUGGAAGACGACGACCGUGCUCUUCCUCGUUACCUGUGGGAUAGCUAUUUUUCUUCGGAAUAAUCCUAUAAACAUACCCGAUUUGCCAGAUGUAUUUUGGGGACCGGAAAAAAACAAAGGAGUAUCAAAAGAAGUACGACCUUUUGCUGUCGUUGUGCAGCAGCCGGUAAUUGACGACCUAAAUGAACGGCUAGCAAAAAGAAGGGAAUUAAGAGAGCCAUUGGAAGAUAGUGCAUGGACUUACGGCAUCAGUACGACGUACUUGAAGGAUGUUCUUGAAUAUUGGAGAACAAAAUAUAACUGGACUGAGCGGGUUGCGUUGCUCAAUAAGUAUCCUCAAUACGUGACUAAUAUACAAGGUCUGGACAUACAUUUUUAUCAUGUGAAACCCAAUAUCCCGGCGGAACGGAAAAACAUAAAGGUUUAUCCAUUACUGAUUAUGCACGGUUGGCCAGGAUCCGUGGUGGAAUUCCAGAAAAUUAUUCCCAUGUUAACGACACUGCGUGCUGACAAGGACUUUGCGUUUGAGGUAAUCGCACCUUCGCUUCCGGGAUAUGGAUUCUCGCAAGCGGCCGUACGACCAGGAUUGGCCACACCGCAGAUAGCUGUUAUAAUGAAAAACCUUAUGUUGCGUCUUGGUUUUAAUAAAUUUUACGUCCAAGGCGGAGACUGGGGCAGCGACAUUGCUUCUAAGUUAGCUUCUCUUUUCCCAGACAACAUUGCUGGUAGUCAUAUGAAUAUGUGUGUGGGCAAUUUUAUGAGCAAGUCCAGUAUGCUGUGGACUUUGAUCGGUUCGUAUUUUCCAUCGCUCGUUGUCGAGAGCGAAUAUGCUGACAGAAUGUAUCCUUUGGGACAUCACAUGAGUCGAUUGCUUGAGGAAUCUGGAUACAUGCAUUUACAAGCUAGUAAACCAGAUACUAUAGGUACUGCUGUGUCAGCCUCGCCAGUCGCAUUAGCAGCUUACAUUUUGGAAAAGUUUAGUACAUGGACGAAUCCAGAGUACAAAUUCCGUCAGGAUGGCGGUCUCCUCGAGAAAUUCACGUUAGAUGAGCUUUUGGAUAAUCUCAUGCUUUAUUGGGUUACCAACUCUCUGACUACGAGUGUACGACUUUAUUCCGAACAAUUUGCGACGGCUCAUAUGUCGAGCAGAAUAGACGAAUUAACUGUUGAAGUGCCGUCAGCGUGUGCAAUAUUUCCUUACGAGCUAGCAUAUACACCGGAAAGUCUCCUUCGUGAAAAAUAUACUAAUCUGGUACAGAUUAAUCAUUUGCCGCGCGGAGGUCAUUUCGCUGCAUUUGAAGAGCCGGCUCUCUUAGCGGAUGAUAUAUUUAAAUUUGUGCACACGGUUGAAGAGACCAAGAAGAAAAAUAUGGCUAAAAAUAUGCCAAACAAAGAGAAGAAAAUAAAGGAACCUACGAAAAUUUGAAAGAACAUUUAAUUAUGCUAUUUUAACUAAUUGUACGAGAACAGUAAGAUGUGGAACGGUGUCUAUACAGUGAAUGUCACAUAAAAAUAAUAUAUUUUUUCUGUUUUGUAAAGUUGGGAAAUUUUUUAAAUAAAAUGAUUAUUUUUUUAA
Molecule: messenger RNA, 1578 nt
Organism: Solenopsis invicta (red fire ant)
Lineage: Eukaryota; Metazoa; Arthropoda; Insecta; Hymenoptera; Formicidae
Product: juvenile hormone epoxide hydrolase 1
Exons: 8
Coding region: 1-1428 (475 amino acids)
Biological process (GO): epoxide metabolic process
Molecular function (GO): epoxide hydrolase activity
Source: RefSeq, a predicted model, not a curated record